AUGGCGUCAAAGUAUCAAGAAGAUAGUGCUACAAUAAAAGGUAGUCUACGAUAUUUUGAUGUUCAAAAUGAGCCACAUAAAAUGUUGUUGCCCAUCGAAGGCUACGAAUACCUUCCACUGAUGCCACUUGAAGAGACAGUGAAAUCCCUUGAACAACUCAUCCCUAACAUUCAACGAAAAGUUUAUAUAGCCCAACAAAAUAGUGAAGAACCACGAGACAAUCUGACCGUUAAUGAAUCAGCGGCCAUUCAACUCUAUACAAUGGAAUGGGAACCAUAUUCUCAAUGCCUCUAUUUUGUCUUGAACUCGGCAUUACGCUCGGAAAAUCGACAACAGUUGAAACCAUUCUUCGCUUACUUGAAACUUCUUUUAACGGCACUAUUCAAACUACCAUCGGAGAAACGGAGGGUUUAUCGUGGUACUAACCUGGAUUUAUCUGCACAAUAUGCGAAAGGCACGACGGUGACGUGGUGGGGUCUUACUUCAUGUACAGAGUAUCGUGAUAAUCUCGAGUCUCCGCAAUUUCUUGAUAAGCGCGGCAUACGUACAUUAUUUAUUAUUGAAUGUGAAAAUGGCAAAAUGAUUCGUCAUCACUCGUUCUCAGCUAAUGAAAAUGAAAUUCUUCUUUCUCCAGGCACACAAUUCACGGUUGUUGAUAACUACGUUGAGAGAUUAAACACGCACAUUAUUCAUCUUCGCGAAGUUACCCGACCAUUUCGUCCGUUACAAUCACCAUUUGUUUCAUCAAGCGAUAGUCCCACAAUAUCAGUGAAAGAGAAAAACGAAAUGGACAUUUGCAAACCAUCCCACCCAUCAAUUUCUAGUAAGUCCUUGAUAUUAGACGUCACCACAGUUAUACCUUCCCAGUAUCGAAACAAGUGGCUGGAGGACGAAAUUAAUAAGCGUCGAACUGACGAGAUUAUACUCUUGUCAGAGAAGCGGUUGGCAGAUCAAGAUGUUGAAAUGAUCGCUGAAAAAUUACAAAAGAACACAAAAUGGCGUCAACUGUGGUUACAUAGCAAUCAAAUAAUGUGGUUGGGAGGAAAAUAUUUGAGUGAGGCGUUAACAAUGAAUUCAACAUUAGAACAACUUUGGCUUGGUGAUAACAGUAUACGAGAUCGAGGUGUAAAAUGGAUAGCUAUGGCACUAAAAACGAAUAAAAAACUAAAAGUGAUUGCCCUCAAUCAUAAUGGAAUUGGCGAUGAUGGCUGCCGAGAACUGAGUGAAAUGUUAAAAGUAAACCAAACAUUAGAACAACUAAUACUUAGUAUGAAUAAAAUAACGGAUAAAGGAGCAAAAUUCAUCGCAGAUGCAUUAGCUGCUAAUACUACACUAACACAUUUGUAUCUUAACAACAAUCAAAUAACUAACAGUAGCAUUGAUAUUCUGUGUGAAGCAUUGAAAAGAAAUCGAGUUUUAAUUGAAUUAGAUCUUUCUGGGAAUACUAGAAUAUCGGAAAGCGCUAAAGAUAAACUCGAACAAUUAUUAAAACCGCUUAAGGAUUGUCAAAAGAGCAACGGUGAGUACUGUGUUUUAUCGUAA
Messenger RNA from Didymodactylos carnosus, 1542 nucleotides. NCBI's taxonomy places the organism in Eukaryota, Metazoa, Rotifera, Eurotatoria, Philodinida, Philodinidae. The record is from the annotation of a GenBank genome assembly.